AUGGGUGAAGCAGUCAAUCGAUCCAUAUCUUUCCUCGUGUCCAAAUGGAGAUCGCCGACUGAGGAAGAGAGGCUGCGACGGCUGCUCCUGCGGGUCGGCUCCAUGGUGGAGGAGGCAGAGGGACGGCACAUCACGAACCAAGCCAUGCUGCUGCAACUCCACACUCUGAGAAUGGCGAUGCACAGAGGCUACUACACGCUGGACACAUUCAGAUGCCCAGCCCCGGAUCAGCUGCACAGAGGCCACUCUUUCGCUCUCUCUAAUGUCUGCCCAGCCAAGCGUCUCCGCGUGGGAAGCCCGAACGAGCAGCAGGGUGUUCUAGCCAGCCUCGAAGCCGCCGUCCAAGUUGCGGGGCCAGAGUUGGCCACGCUUUCCGGUGGAUACCCUCGCCUGUUUCGGCAGCCGUACAGCAUGUACCUGCUCAUGGACAGGUGCAUGUUCGGCCGCCAGAUGGAGAUGGAACACGUUGUCAACUUUCUGCUGCAAGCAGAAGCAGAUGAGCAACGGCUCGGCGUCCUCCCGAUCGUUGGCCCGGGAAAGGUCGGGAAGAGCACCCUCGUCCACCACGCCUGCGCCGACGAGAGGGUCCGCGGCGGCCACUUCUCGCGAAUCGUCUUCUUCAUGAGUUCCCGUGAUUAUCUUACAGCUGUAGAGAGCAGCGCAGCUCUCGUCCCAGAUGGAGCUGAUCAUCAAAGGGUGCUGAUCAUCGUUGAACUAGAUGGGGAUGUCGAUGAGGGUUCAUGGAAAAAACUGCGCUCAGCUUCAGAAAGACUUCGCGUUGGACAUGGCAGUAAGAUGCUCGUCACAAGUCGAUCUGACAAGAUCGAGAGUCUGGGGACGACUCUGCCGCUCAGGUUAAGCUUCUUUACUCCGGAGACCUACUGGUACUUCUUCAAGGCGCGCAUAUUUGGGAGCGCGGACUUGACAGAGCACCCAAAGCUUGUAUCAACAGCCAUGGAGAUAGCAAGGGAGUUGAACGGCUGCUUCGUAGCUGCAAACAUCUUCCGUGGGAUACUCAAAUCAAGCAUGAACCCUCGUUUUUGGAGUUUAACUCUGACAACAUUCAAAGAGUUCAGGCAGAAGAACUUGUUCCUCUUUAGUACCGUGCAUCCGGUUGAUCCUUGGGAGGCAGACAAACCGGUGCAUGUCCCGACACCAAGAAGCAAACCCACAUCUCCGCCCGGCGGGUAUAGCUUUGUGAUUCUUGGUAACUACGAGACAGCCUCCGUUCAUAGCGGAGCUGAAGCUCCCGCGGUUUCGGUGCAAGAUGUCCUCUAUGGAGGUGCUAGGCCUCAAGGGAAGUUCAAUGUUCUUGCAUGCACAUCUCACAUACCACCCCACUACAGCUACGCAUAUAACUGUGAGGUACGGAAGCCAUGGCGUGCUGUCUCCAGGAAGAAGAGGGACCAGCUUAUGAUUUGCAGCAGCUGA
Brachypodium distachyon (stiff brome) is the source of this 1431-nucleotide messenger RNA. Its product is annotated as putative disease resistance protein RGA1. The transcript has a single exon. Lineage: Eukaryota; Viridiplantae; Streptophyta; Magnoliopsida; Poales; Poaceae. Gene Ontology annotation, molecular function: ADP binding. The record is from RefSeq and is a predicted model, not a curated record. The coding region runs from base 1 to 1431 and encodes 476 amino acids.